AUGACAUCGAGCGGCACCUGCACAAUUCGCGUCGGUCAAGGGCUGAUCGAAGGUGGCGUUGAGCACGUACGAGUCGGCAAGGACGUCCCUGGCGAGAAGUUCCACGGCAAGCAUCCCGGUCUCAGUUUCUUUGGGCGGUAUCGAGGCCCAGGACCUGCCCUCUCCUGUUCUGCGCUGCGUGCACUGUCCGACAAGGGUGCCGGCAUCGUCGAGGUUCAAGAGGACGCUGCGGACGAGUCUGGCGAGGACGAGGCGCAUGAGCGCAAUCUGGUCGGCCCCUUUGUCGACCUCUGGACGUUCGACCUCGAACACAAGCUUCUUGCACUCGCUCUCCUCUUCUUUCUGCGUUAUCUUCGCACUUGCACCCCAACGCUAAAUGUUGGGGAGUCGGCUCAAGUGUGCAAACUGCUCUCCCUGACAGGACCAAGUCAAGUGGAGAGGGUCCCCGAGAUUGGUGAGGACCCCCCAGUGGACCUACUCCAGUCCUUGGAUGUCCGGUGGAAGGGUUACGCAGCUGAAUCAUGGUGGACAAUGCAGGGGCGCGUAGUGGUGUCUCAAUACGCACCUGAGCAUUACGCGCUCCUCUGCAUAGUAGGCGGUGGCGGCAGGGCUAAGUACGACCCGGUCGUCGAAAACGAGGUGGCGCGCCUAGUAGUAUUGGCGAACAAAGCGGCUCUCAUAGCCCUCAAGUGCACCGAGGAGCAUGCGCGCGCGCACGGGAGACCGCGGCACCACAACCUCGCCACGUUCACGAAGCUCAGAGACGAGGUUGAGGUGAAGAUCAGGGAGGUCGGUCUGGAGAACGAACUCGAUGACGCACGUUACAAGCUUGCCAUCAAAGCGGCAUGGUUCAGUUCUCGCCGGGUGGCCGCUUCAUACUUUCGUUCUCGGGCCGUCGACCAACCGAUGCAACGCCACGACACUGACGCAUCCUAG
Molecule: messenger RNA, 936 nt
Organism: Trichosporon asahii var. asahii CBS 2479
Lineage: Eukaryota; Fungi; Basidiomycota; Tremellomycetes; Trichosporonales; Trichosporonaceae
Exons: 2
Coding region: 1-936 (311 amino acids)
Source: RefSeq, a predicted model, not a curated record